CUUGAAUUUGAUUGAUGUUCCUGUAUAUCGCUGUCCGCUGUCUUAGGUCAAAGCACAGUCAAAGUCAUAUGUUUUAUGGCGACAGCAUGACAGGUGAUGAUAAUUGGCGCUAUGCUAUGGCAAAGCGCUGUACGGAAGGCAUAACCUCAUUUUUAACUUUUUUUAAAAACCAUUUUAAAAUUUUUGAAGAUUUUUAGUAAUUCGGAACCAUAUGUUUUAUCGUUACCAGAAUGACUACUGUACAAGCUAAAGAUGAAAACUCCAAAGAACAAGUAAAAGAAGUGAAGAAAAUCAAGGAUCAAUGGAUGAUCAGACCAUGCAGAGUAUACGAUGCUGAAUACAGUGAUUGUACAUCUUUCGCCGCUAGAUUCAACCAGUACUUUAUUUAUGGCAAAACUCUGGACUGCUCCCAGUGGAAGAAAGAUUCUAUAAGCUGUCAUAAAUGGAUUGACAAUGAAGAUGCUGAAGCUGCUAGGGCACUGGUUCACAGUGAAAAAGUCAGGAGGAGAAACAGACUACUGCCCCAUGUCCAGAAUGAUGUCUGGCAAAAAAGAAAAGAAGCACCUGCAGAUUGGAAUAAACCAUUACCUGAACAUAUGCAGAAAGAAUAUGAAAACACAUACUUGAACGUAAAAUCCAAAGAACUUAAGGGUGAAGUACCACCGAGCAUUGAUCUUCCAUAUACAGGAGGAUGUACAAUAUUAUAGCAUAACAUGAUCUUAGUCCAUUGUAAAAUAAAUAGUAAAUACUUGUAAAUAUAUUUAUUAUUUAGUGUUAACCAUUUUUCGUAUUUCCUCA
Acanthoscelides obtectus is the source of this 798-nucleotide messenger RNA. Lineage: Eukaryota; Metazoa; Arthropoda; Insecta; Coleoptera; Chrysomelidae. The record is from the annotation of a GenBank genome assembly.